Microplitis demolitor is the source of this 837-nucleotide messenger RNA. Its product is annotated as nuclear protein 1. The transcript has 2 exons. NCBI's taxonomy places the organism in Eukaryota, Metazoa, Arthropoda, Insecta, Hymenoptera, Braconidae. Gene Ontology annotation, biological process: negative regulation of cell population proliferation; regulation of transcription by RNA polymerase II; negative regulation of cell cycle. The record is from RefSeq and is a predicted model, not a curated record. Gene Ontology annotation, cellular component: nucleus. The coding region runs from base 101 to 316 and encodes 71 amino acids.
CAGUAUCUGAAAAGCGAUUCCGAAAAGCAGACAGUUAUCAAGCGAUAGUUUAAAACGUAAUAUUUAAUUCUUUGUGAAUUGUAUUAAUAAAUUGUGAAUUAUGUCUGAUUCAUCAACAUUCACUGACGAAUACGAGCAUUUCAAUUACGAUUACGACAAGUACAUAUUUUCUAAAAACGGUGGUAAACAAAGGAGUAAACGGGAAGUAAGUGAGCACACAAAUCAUUUUGAUCCAAACGGACAUUCUAGAAAAAUCGUAACAAAGUUACACAAUACUGAGAUGAAUAAACGUAAUGUCACUAAAGCCAAGGCAUAAAAAGUCGUGUUCAUUUGUGUGUUCAUAUCUUUCGUAUUUAUGAAAAUUCAGCUGGUAUUCAAUUGAUAUAAAAAUAAUAGGCACGAGCUGAUUCAUCAACGAUACGAAGAUUACCUGGACAUAGCAUUUAUUCACGAGUCAUUUUUAAUAUACAUCUAUUAUUAUACAUUACUCCCGAGUUCAACGUUCUUUGUGUGAAGUAAACAUAAGUUAUAUAAACUACGACUUAUUAUUAUUGUUUUUUUUUUUUUUCUCAUUGUAUUUAGACUUCGGAGGAAUAUUUAUAGACACUUAGUGUGUAACAAUUAUAAAUUGUCACGGACAAUUGUAUAUUUUUUUUAAACAAUUAUUUAAAAUCAUUCUCUCUAAUGUUUAUUUAUAAUGAUAAUUAAUAUUAUCCACUGUUUUGGAGUAUUUACAUUUUUUUAUGUGUGAUAGUAAAUAAGACUUUUUUUUUCCUUUCAAAAUAAGUGUAUGAGUAAAAGUAUUACCUCAAUAAAAACAAAUAUAAAAUGAAUAAA